AUGAAGUCACCGGUUGGUGGAGAUGGCAGCAUACGAGUCUGGCCUAUUGAUACGAAACAGGAAGAAUGCAUCACGACCGAGGAAUUGAACAUCCAGACUGAUGCCCCUCCCAACUUGCUCAGAGCCUUGGAAACUACCAGCACGUCCUGUGGCACAGAAGUGCUGAUGGUUGACGGAUUCAACCCAAGGCAACUUACUGUUCUAAACUCUGGAAGAUCAUCGUCUUGACUCUGAAUGAAUGGAUGCUUGCUGUGCUACACCAUAGGAAACAAACAGUGGGAACUGCUGUCGCACGACCCUAACUACCAAUCCUACUGCCUGUUGAUGGUCUGUCCCAAUUACCAAGUAGCUGCCCUGGGAAACAUCCAGGGCAGUCUGAAGAUUGUAGCUCUGGACAAUGGCAAAACCUUGCUGGAGAUGGAAGUGUUUACCGGGAAAGUUUUCAGCUUGUGUUGGGAAAACGAGGAUAGUCUCUUUGUCUCUGGACCUGAUGGAGUCGUGAUCUGGUUGAAUGUCAAGAAAUCCAGCAGUGCUUACUGCCUGGAGGAAGCAGCCCGGUUCCGUCUGCCUCCAGCACCGCAGCGAUGGCUGACAACCGCUGCGUUAGUUCCUCAUGAGGAGGGCGCCCUCGUGUGUGGAGAUCGGAGAGGCUCUCUGCUUCUGUACACUCAACUGCACAAAAGGAAACAGGAAGACAAGCCAGUUGGCCCCACACACUCCCUCCCCUGCAUACACGGCAAGGCUGGUGUGACUCAAGUCUGCCACCACGCUGGCUGCGUCUACAGUACAGGUAGAGAUGGCACAUACAGGCAGUACAGGAUACGGGGCACCAGACUGCAGAUCUUGAAUACUUUCAAGGUGUACAAAGGUUUUAACUGGAUUGAGAGUAUUUCUUUCACUGCUGCAGACGAUGUCUUAGUGACUGGUUUUCAUGCUUCAUCUUUCAUUGUAUGGAGUCAACACAGUAACGAGAAACUGGUGCAGAUCCAAUGCGGCGGGGGUCACAGGGCAUGGGGUUUUGCCACGUGCAAGCUUCUCCCUACCCCAGGGGAUUCCAUUCCCAGCAGUGGGGACAGUAGCCCCACCCCUGGGGAUGCUGUAACAAGCAUUGAUGGCACUGGUAGCACAUUGGCGGUGUUUGCUUGUAUAAAAGCAAAAAAGAUCAUUGUGUGUACGGCACCAGGACAGAAACUUCAGCAGCAUCCGAUACUCAAGGAGAGUUUGCAUGGACGAAGAGUCACUUACAUCAAAUACCUUGCUACCGUCGCUCUACCCGAAGGUGAAUGCGCAGUGUGUGCUACGGGCAGUGAAGACAACGCAGUCAACAUAGUUGCCAUUAUGUUCCCCAUUGGCAAACCUUCCACAAUUCAAGUUCUGCAUCGUCUGCAAGUCCACAUUUCAAGUGUCCGCUGUCUUGCUGCCUGCCCUGCUUCAUCCACGAUGAAGAACUCGGAGGAGGGGGAAGGCGAAGAACAAGCAGAGGUCACGGAAGGUCAGGAGGCAGGUCAAAGGUUACUGCUGUUCUCUGUGGGUGGCCGGCGAGCUAUUCAAUGUUGGAGAGUGACAAUUCCUAGGAACUGCCCGAUACAAGACCAGGCUCCUGGGUGGCUAAAAUCUGUGUGUACCGUAGAGCACCUAGCAUCUUAUGGAAACACGGACAAUGUCAAGCAACGACGCUGGUUGAAGAGACACGGACGUACCAUUGAUCCAGAAACUAGAUUCAUGUCGGUCUGCGUGUGGAAAGGAAGCGAGCUGAUUGGCUACCGGAGGGCUGAGUGCAUGCUGGGAGUGGCUGGCUCGGACGCUUGCCUGAGGCUCUUCAUUUUUGAUGAACAAUCCAAGCAAUUGUUCCCGCAUCUUUCGACCAACUCCCAAGGCUGUUGCCUGCUUACCACACUCGGCAUGACCCACGACUUCCCAUGGGGACCCAGCCCCUUUCUGCUCAGUGCAGGCACCAAUGGCAGAAUUGCAUUCUGGGACAUUCAGAAAGCACUCCGGGAACGUAGUAAUGAUGGCAUAGAUUGUGUAGAGGAGGAAGACUUUGCCCAACGGGAACUGACGAUUGAAGGCCAAGUUGAACAAUUACAGACAGAUCAACAAACUUGUGAAUCGAGCAAAGAUCCUAUUACGACUGACAGUAUCGGGGAACCAUGCAGCAAUGUUCAUAUACAUGAAUCAUGCGGUCAUACCAAUGAACCAUACACCACAACUGCCAAACCACAAAGUAAUAUCAGGGAACUAAACAGCGUGACUACGGAACCAUGCAAUACAACCAUGGAACCGUGCAAUGAUGCCAAUGAACUGUGCAAAGAUAUUAUAGAACCAUGCAGUGAUAAUCAGGAACCAAGCAGUAUUACCAAGGAACCGUACAGGACAACCACGGCACUAUGCAAUGAUGCCAAGGAACCGUGCAAACAUGUGAAAGAACCGUUCGGCAAUACCAAGGAACCGUGCAAUACUACCAGAGAACCAUUCACUGCAGCCGAGGAACUUCGCAGUAGUUUACCCACAGACACAUGUAGGGACAGGACUUCAAAUACUUUGCGCGCAUUAACUGGUCUGGAGCAAGACGAAACAAAAACAGUACGGAACCAUCUGGACAUGGGAAGAACUGAACCUUCACCAUCACUGAGGACUGCAUGGAAUCAUGGAACAGCAGAGACUGAUGCAUCAUGGGACAAUGAUGCCGACUUUGGAAGGUUACUGCUCUCUGUGAAGGCGCACCAGUCAGGGGUCAAUGCACUUUGCAUGAGUAAAUUAGACAGCACUAGGUAUCUGUUGGCGAGCGGAGGCGAUGACAAUUCCAUUCAGCUCAGCCUGCUGUCCGUGUCAUGCACCGAAUCUGACCAGGAUAUCAGCUUUAGUCUCGAGCAUACGCACUGCAUCACUUGUGCACAUGCUGCACAGGUCACAGGUUUGUCGUUCAUUGGUGCCCACACACUGGUCUCGUCGUCCAUAGAUCAAAGACUCAACGUUUGGAGCAUCAGUGUCACCUCUGAUAAGACCUCCAUCAUGCAGGUCGAGUCGCUCGGAAGUCGCUUGACCCUCAUCGCUGACUGCGCUGGCAUGGCCCAGUGGCCUUUGAGGCAUGGUGGGCAUGCUGUCACUGUGUGUGGCCAGGGAGUACAAGUUCUGCAUUUGACGGAGAGUCUAGGAACCAGACCAGAAACAAGCCACUUACCUUGACCAUCGAUGGCGCCAGCUGGAGAAUACAUUUUGCAUUAAUGGGCAAAAUGAUGGUCCCCGUGCAUGACUGCACCACGAGCAGUAAAAUUCACCAUAUGAACACCAGACACUUGACUGUCAUGUGUUUUCACUUGGAUGAUUUCAUUUCACUUGUAACAAACAAAAAUCACUACCGUAAAAUGGGGUAACUUUGGUCAUUUUUGAGACAUAUUUAACUAUUGCUUUUAUUACAAACUUGGUGAAUUGGAUUUUCCCUAAUAUUUAGAACAUUCAGACUAAACUCUACACUCUGGUGUUGUUUGGUGUCAAAAAAUUGUACUUAAAAAGGGGGGGGGCCCAAAAAAAGAUGUGACCAAAGUCUCCGUUUUGGGGCAACAUUGGCCAGCCCUAAUAAAUCCUAUGGACAAAAAAUGUCACAUGUUUAAAAAUGUUUCCUUCCAGGUGAAAAGAAGAUCAAAUGAACAUUUCACCCCGGUAGAUUCCUAAAAACACACAUUAUUUUUCCCAAAGGCUUCUUUAAUGCCAUUUGACCUUUGACCUUCUUGUUCCUUGACCUCUGACCUUUGACCUCUUGAAAUUUGACCUAACACAAUUAUCCACUUCAAAACCACAAGUGCAAUCAACUUUGCAGUGGCAUUUUCUGAAACUAAUCAUAUAAAAUUUACUGAAAAAAUCUUGUUUUGCUGAGAUUUAUAUUCACUUGUAACUAAAAAUAUAGGUGCUGACCAAAGUUACCCUACUGACCAAAGAUACCCCAUCUUACGGGUACUGAAUAAUACACUGUAUAAAUUGAUACAUGUUUUUCCUGGACCAAAGGCGCCAGCCUAUAUAAUCCUGUAACUGAAUGAGUCACUGACGGACUUUGUCACCGAGCGAGAAUAACGUGCACUGAGUAUCAAUGAUGUACAUGUACGUUGUAUGACUUUGUACAGUGCUUGUAGUUGACCUGAACAGCUGAUGUUGCGUCUUUUCUACUUUGACGUUGUCCAUAUUUUGACCAUGUCCCCAAAAAAGUGUUCAUCUGACUGUUUUUGAAAUAACUACAACACCCUGAAGUCAAUUUUGAAAAAAAAUUGAA
Messenger RNA from Patiria miniata (bat star), 4264 nucleotides. It is a transcript of the gene wdr6, whose product is annotated as WD repeat-containing protein 6-like. The record is from RefSeq and is a predicted model, not a curated record. Gene Ontology annotation, molecular function: protein binding. Gene Ontology annotation, biological process: tRNA methylation. Gene Ontology annotation, cellular component: cytoplasm. The transcript has 18 exons. Lineage: Eukaryota; Metazoa; Echinodermata; Asteroidea; Valvatida; Asterinidae.